This is a messenger RNA of Effrenium voratum, 327 nucleotides long. The record is from the annotation of a GenBank genome assembly. NCBI's taxonomy places the organism in Eukaryota, Dinophyceae, Suessiales, Symbiodiniaceae.
AUGUGGAAGCUGGACACGGACGCCCCUGAGUUGCUGGGGAUCGCCACCUCCUUGCCGGAGCUUCUGCUAGUCCUGGAGCAGCUGAUCGGACUCGACACGGAGUGGCAGGAAGAGCUGCAGAUCACGGACAUGGUGGCCUUCCUGAUGUUUGAAGGCCUCGCGCUCUUUCUGGGAGUGCUCCUGGUGCCAAUGCUGUUCACUCACGUCCCAUUGGCCUGCGGCAACAUGACAGCCAUUGAGGGCAACUACAGCAACAUGGAGAACCCGUAUAAUCUGGGCUUCUCGGCCAGCCAAAAGGUGAGUUUUGCCGCCCAAGAGCGAGGCUGA